Molecule: messenger RNA, 825 nt
Organism: Caenorhabditis remanei
Lineage: Eukaryota; Metazoa; Nematoda; Chromadorea; Rhabditida; Rhabditidae
Exons: 4
Coding region: 1-825 (274 amino acids)
Biological process (GO): protein dephosphorylation
Cellular component (GO): cytoplasm
Molecular function (GO): protein tyrosine/serine/threonine phosphatase activity
Source: RefSeq, a predicted model, not a curated record
AUGUCGAGAAAUGUUGGUGUUCUCGGACAAAUGUCGGAGAUUAACGAUCAUCUCUACCUAUCUGGAGCCGGAGUUUUGAAGCCGGAGAAGAUAAAACAGAGGAAGAUUAAUAUGAUUGUGAAUGCGACUACUGAGGAACCAUCCACUUAUAUGCAAGGAGUCGAUACUAUGAAGAUUCGUAUCGAGGAUCAUCCGUACGCUAGACUCAGUGAGCAUUUCGAUGUGGUUGCUGAUAAGAUUCGUAAUGUUAAGGAAAGAGGAGGAAAGACACUGGUUCAUUGUAUGGCGGGAGUAUCUCGAUCCGCCUCAUUGGUGAUGAUUUAUUUGGUGAAACACGAGCAUAUGACACUCCGACAAGCAUAUCAUUACGUCAAAGCAGCUCGUCCGAUCAUUCGUCCGAACGUCGGAUUCUGGAAGCAGAUGGUCGAUUAUGAGAAGCGUCUUCGGGGAACUGCAUCGAUCAAAAUGGUUCAGACGCCGGAAUGUGAUAUGCCGAUUCCAGAUAUUUAUGUGGAUGACUUGAGAAGAAUGCAGAUCAGUCGGGAGAUUGCAAGACAUUCGUUGCCUUCCGCUCAGACGCCAUCCACUAAACAGAGAGCUUUCUCCGCUAGCACAUACCGCCCGUCAUCAGUCUCCACCGGAUCCUCUUCCCUCGCCUCAUCAUCUCUCCGUCGUGCCUACAGUCCAUCGUCUCUUCCAGCAUCUAGUCUUGCUCUCACCACAUCUUACAGUCUCUUCUCUCCAGCACCCACCAGAAAACCACGUCAAAGUCUCUUCUCAAUGUAUUCCACUGCGCCACGUCACAACUUUUUCUCGGCGUUCUAA